Molecule: messenger RNA, 2427 nt
Organism: Linnemannia hyalina
Lineage: Eukaryota; Fungi; Mortierellomycota; Mortierellomycetes; Mortierellales; Mortierellaceae
Source: the annotation of a GenBank genome assembly
AUGUCAGGCAACUACAGGAGAAACGCAGGCAGCAGCGGAUACAAAGACAGGAGCAGGAGCAGGAGUCCUGACAGAAGCAGAGCCAGAGAAAGCGGCGAUCGUUACUCCUCCGGUCGACAUGGUCGCGAUUACCGUGAUGGUCGUGACGGCCGUGACGGAAGAGACGGCCGAGCCCCCGACAGCCGUGACAGUCGUAAUGGUGGCCGGGACUCUUACCGCGACGCCCGCUUCUCUUCCCGAGACAACCAUACCAACGGCUCCGGCAAAGACAGAGACCAAUCGCCUCCUUCGAGAACGGACUCUAACAGAGGAACGCCAAUGGAUGUGGACUCGCCUUCUGCAACACCGGCAAGAAAAGUCCCUAUCUCGCUCGAGGAACUCAUCAAGCAAAAGGAACAGGAGAAACAGGCACUUGAGAAGCCAAAAUUCAUGACGAAGGAGCAGCGUGCGGAAUUGGCGAUCCAGAAGCGCCAAAGGGAGGUGGAAGCGCAGCGACAGGCACAGGAUCUCGAGCGUCAGCAAAGAGCAGAGUUUGACGCCAAGGCCAGAGCUGAGGUCCACGAUAAUAACCGUUAUGGCUAUGACAGUCGGAUCAACAGUCGUGAUCGUGACAGGAACGAACGGGAAAAGGCCAGACGGGACGGAAACAAGGACACAGCCAACGGGGAUUCACCCUCGGGGGUUGUUCUUGCUGACAAGGAGAUCGAAAUGGUCAAAAAACACUACAUGGGAAUCGAUGACAAGGAGAGAAAGGUCCGGAAGCGCAGUGACAAGAAAUUUGUCUUUGAUUGGAAUGCGGAUGACGAUACUUCUCGUGACUUGAACCCACUCUAUACUCACAGACACAGCGCCCAAUUGUUUGGUCGUGGCAGUUUUGCAGGUAUCGAUCUCAAGGAUACUAAGAGCAAGGACAAGUUCUACGACAAGCUUAUAGCCAACCGCCGAACGGACGCCGAGGUGGCCCGUGCAGGUGAACUCGGAGAUAUGGCAGUGCAAAAGGAACGCAAGAUCAACUAUGCGGAUCGCCACUGGACCGAGAAGCCAUUGGAUCAAAUGCGCGAGAGAGAUUGGCGUAUCUUCAAAGAGGACUUCAACAUCUCUUGCAAAGGUGGCAGCAUACCUAACCCGAUCCGCAAGUGGGAGGAAUCGAUCAUCGGCCCUCGUAUUCUUUCUGUCAUUGAAAAGGUCGGAUACAAGGAACCCUCGCCUAUUCAGCGUCAGGCCAUCCCUAUCGGUCUUCAGAAUCGUGAUAUUAUUGGUAUCGCCGAGACAGGUUCCGGUAAGACUGCGUCGUUCUUGAUCCCUAUGCUGCAGUUUAUCUCGGAACUUCCCAAACUCAAUGAGCAGAACAUGGGAGACGGUCCAUAUGCCCUCAUUUUGGCUCCUACGCGUGAGUUGGCCCAGCAGAUCGAACAGGAGACUCUCAAGUUUGCCGUGCCUCUCAACUUUCACUGUGUGUCGAUUGUCGGAGGCCACGCUAUGGAGGAGCAGGCGUUUAACAUGAGGAAUGGAGCUGAGAUUGUUAUCGCCACUCCUGGUCGUCUCAAGGAUUGUUUGGAUAGGCGCAUGUUGGUUCUGAACCAGUGUACUUACGUUGUCAUGGACGAGGCUGACAGGAUGAUCGAUAUGGGUUUUGAGGCAGACGUCAACUCUAUUCUGGACGCCCUUCCUCUGUCGAACUUGAAGCCCGAUACCGACGAGGCUGAGGAUGCAAGCAAGAUGACGAUGUCUAUCGACAACGACACUCACAGGAAGUACCGCCAAACAACCAUGUUCUCGGCUACCAUGCCCGCCGCCGUCGAGCGCCUUGCCAAGAGGUACCUCCGCCGCCCCGCUGUUGUUACUAUUGGUACCGCUGGUCAGGCCGUCGAGACUGUCGAGCAGCGCGUCGAGAUGAUUACCGACGAAAACAAGAAGAGGAGCCGCAUGAUGGAUUUGUUGAAGGGAUCGUUUGCUCCUCCGGUGAUCGUGUUUGUGAACCAGAAGAAGGGAUGCGAUACUCUGGCCAAGAUGAUCAAUGGUGCGGGUCUUCGUGCGGUGACUCUUCACGGAGGCAAGUCUCAAGAGCAGCGUGAGUUGUCGCUAUCGCAGCUCAAGAACGGCAAGGCCGAUGUCCUUGUGGCGACAGAUGUCGCUGGUCGUGGUAUCGAUGUGCAGAACGUCUCGCUGGUCCUCAACUUUGACAUGGCCAAGAACAUUGAGGACUACACCCAUCGUAUCGGUCGUACCGGUCGUGCAGGACGUUCGGGAGUUGCUGUCACGUUCUUGUCGAGCUACGAUACCGAUGUCUACUAUGAUCUCAAGCAGAUGUUGACCAAGUCUACCCUCGCCACCGUCCCUGCCGAGCUCCGGAAUCACGAGGCUGCCAUGACCAAGGGCGGCGUUGGCGGUCGUCGCCGCGGUGGAGGAGGCAACGAGGAGUUUUAA